This is a messenger RNA of Blastomyces dermatitidis ER-3, 438 nucleotides long. RefSeq lists its product as uncharacterized. Bases 1 to 438 code for a protein of 145 amino acids. The transcript has a single exon. The record is from RefSeq and is a predicted model, not a curated record. Lineage: Eukaryota; Fungi; Ascomycota; Eurotiomycetes; Onygenales; Ajellomycetaceae.
AUGGGCCAGAUUGAGAAGGGCGGUACGAGGGUGAGACUUGGCGUUGGUGUUUUGGAACAUCAAAGAUGGACAGGGUUUUCGCGGAGGUCGCUCCUCGGAUAUCUCCACAACUACAGGUCGGGGGUCUUCCAAAAUCGAGAAGAUUGGUGCAUAUGGCUAGGUCACUUCACCUUACAAUUUGUAUGGCACUCUGGCCCGGGGUUGUGGUGUGGUAGGGGAGAACGGGGGAUAAUCCCACACAGGAGCUUCGAACAACGUCCGGUUCACGUUUGGCUGGAUAACUCCACCACCACACGGGGUAUGCGGUCGGCGAUGGGGUCAAAAUGCUCGUAUGAUCGAGGGCUUUUCGAUGGAUCUAUCGGCGGGUUCUUAUUCGAAAAAUCGAGCGAGUUCGUGGUGGAGCGGUUGCUGAACAUUGGAUUGAGUUAUUCAGAAUGA